CAGAGAGGAGCUGACUGACUGGCCGGUGCUCUCGGUUCGUGCAGCAGCAGCAGUUAGGCUCGGCUCAGGCAGCAGACGGCGGUCCAUAUCUACCGAUUUCCGGCCUUGCUCUUUUUUUUCUCUUCUCUUCUCUUUUCUUUCUUCUCUGUUGAGAAAUAAUAAUGUCAGCCAGACCGGGAUUCUACCGGCAGGAGUUGAACAAGACUGUAUGGGAGGUUCCGGAGCGGUACCAGAACCUGACGCCGGUGGGCUCCGGAGCCUAUGGCACGGUGUGCUCGGCUUAUGAUGUGGUCUCGAGGCAAAAGGUUGCGGUGAAGAAGCUGUCCAGGCCCUUUCAGUCACUGAUCCACAGUCGCCGUUCAUACCGCGAACUCCGGCUUCUCAAGCACAUGAAACACGAGAAUGUAAUAGGGCUGCUGGACGUCUUCACGCCUGCGGGGAGAUUAGAAGACUUCAACGAACUUUAUCUGGUGACCAAUUUGAUGGGUGCAGACCUCAAUAACAUCGUCAAGUUUCAGAGGUUGUCCGAUGAGCAUGUGCAGUUCUUAAUUUACCAGUUGCUACGUGGCCUUAAGUACAUCCAUUCAGCAGGAUUGAUCCACAGAGACCUUAAGCCAAGUAAUGUGGCAGUGAAUGAAGACUGUGAGCUAAGGAUCCUUGACUUUGGAUUGGCCAGACAGACAGAUGAUGAAAUGACAGGAUACGUGGCAACUCGUUGGUAUCGAGCACCCGAGAUCAUGCUAAACUGGAUGCACUACAACCAGAAUGUUGAUAUUUGGUCUGUGGGUUGUAUUAUGGGAGAGCUGCUGAAAGGAAAAGUCUUGUUCCCUGGUACAGACUAUAUUGACCAGCUGAAAAGAAUCAUGGAGGUGGUUGGGACCCCGACACCAGACCUGCUGAAAAAGAUCUGCUCGGAGCAUGCCCAGAAGUACAUCCAGUCUCUUCCUUUCAUGCCCCAACAAGAUAUGGAAAAGAUCUUCAGAGGAGCAAACCCUCUUGCCAUUGACCUGCUGAAGCGCAUGCUGGUUCUGGACUGUGAUGAGAGGAUCUCAGCCAGCGAGGCUCUGUCCCACCCUUACUUCUCACAGUACCACGAUCCAGAUGACGAGCCAGAGGCUCCGCCUUAUGACCAAACACUUGAGAGCAAGGACCGAACUCUAGAGGAGUGGAAAGAGUUGGUUUUCGAGGAGGUGAACAGCUUUAAAGUAUCCAGCAGCAAGACAGAUAGCCUUCAGGUGGAGCAGUAAGCCCCUCUCUGCUUCAUCCCCCACCAGGAGAAGAACCCCACACUUAUUGGAUGUGAAACAGACUAUGGCAGGCAAAAGGAAAUUAAUUGUGUUUGAUCGUGUAUAUGAGUCAAUCGGAGUGGCAGGUCAUGGCAGCCUCCACGGGAUGAGACUCAAACAUUCCAAUUACAGGGAGUAUGCUUGGGAUCAGAUUAAAAGGACAUUUCCAGAGCAGAGAGUUGCUUCUUGUUACAUUUCCAGUCGCAGUUGGUUCAAUGAGGAACUGUUCAAUUUUAAAUGGAUUAUUUUGGGGGAGGAGCUUCCAGUGGCUGAUCUGUGUUUACAGGCAAAGAAAAUGGUAAAGAAAAAGGAAAACAUACGCACACUAGGAUUUCCAAAGCAAUGUCAGGGACAUAUCACCCAUCAGUUCUAUGAACCUAGUGCUUUCAUUAAUGGAAUAUAUAUGUUUAACCCCACAGGGUCCCUUCAUUUUGUGCUUCACCUGUAUCCCUUGGGCAAAAAAUGUUCUUUAAAGAUUGACAGAGAAGGUUUAUACUGUAUAUCAACAAAUCAUUUUCAUUAAUGCUAUUAUUAACCUCAGUUCUCACCUUGCAUAGUCAUGGAUGGUCUGAAAUUGUAACCCCUUAAAUGCCUGUUAACAUUUCAAAAAAGAGAUUUGAAUGGGACACAGAUUUCUAUAUUUAGUUUAAAAAGUAUUUUAAAGACUUUAAUGAAAAAAUUAAUUAUAAAGAUUUAAAAUUCCCCCAAAAACACACAACGUGGUCAAAUAUUACCCAGUUUGCAGCAACACAGCCACAGAUUUUCCAAAAUAAAAUUCAAAAAGUGCAAAAAAUGUCAAGGGACCUGGGAUGGUUAAAGGCGACCUGCAUAACAAUAAAGCAUGAUUUAUCACCAUUUUACAGUCAUGUCUCAUAACUGGUACUGUAUUAUAAUCUCUCACUGUCUAUAUUGCACAAUUGCAGAAGUAGAUCAAUUUUCAACUUGUUCUGUCCACCAAACAAUCUGUGGACAAACAGCACACAAACUACUUUUCCUUCUCUCCUGCCUACUUAAAGGUAAACACCAACUGUGCUGUUAUUAGCAAGGUUAUAAAUGUAUGCCAAAGCUGGAAGAGAGUGAUGAUCCUUCAGGUCUGUGUUUACAGUGUAACCUUGCUUCACAUAUACACAUUCUGCUGAUGGCUGAUUGUUGAUUAACUGCUAGCUUUGACUACUCUCCUUUAGGCUCCAUCCUUAUGUGAGUUUGUAAUGAUUAAUAUUAAUUAAUAUAUAAAUUCUGUGGACGAUUAGUAUCAAAUCUCAGACGGUAUCUGUCCAAUAAAGCUUAACACUCUCAUAUAAUUUGGAAGUCAAUCCAAACAACACCGGCUGUUCUUGGCAGGGUCAUAAACAGGGUCAUAAACCUCUGCUUGUGUUUCCCAGGUCUGUCCUAUUCUUUCCUAAUAUUGGCUAUUAAAAGAGGGUAUGAAUUUUUACUGACACCAGGGUCAGUGUAUUACAUUUUUCUUUAGCUGAGUUUCUUUAUUUGAUCCUAGCCUAGUGCAACAUUUUUACCCAACAUCAUGUGAUGCAACCCCUAGACUGAAAUGUAUGUAUGUACUCAGUACCUGUGCAGAUUAUUACAUAAUCUCCUUCUUCUCUUGCUGCACACUAGAGUUUUGUUCUAACCAUUUGUUGUAACAAACAGAUGGUUACACAGCAGUACUUGAGGUUUAUGAAAGAGGUGGAAAAUUACAAUUUUUAAGGGUCCCUCAAGAGUGUUAGGCAUGGGCCAGGUAGAGGUUUUUAUAGUUCUUCAUGAUAAUCUGGAUUAAAACAACCAGUGUCACACUAUUUAAAAUUAUAAAUAUAAACAUAAACAGUGAUAUUUAGUAACAUAACAGGAUGUAGUUGCUACAUAUCAGCUAUCUAACUGCUCUCUAAAUACUACAGACAAAAUAAUAUGACAUACAGUUGUAAUAAUGUUAGCUAUAAAAUGUAUUCAUUAUUGUGAUUUUUAUAAACAGACUUUCUUAAAAUUUUUAAUAAAUACCUGCUAAAGGUAGUAGUAGUUUUUGUCAAUGUACCCUUUACAGAGUAACACACAUUUAUAUAGCUGAUCUUAGCUGGGUAAUUAAUUGUGCUAUCUCUUAGGUUAGCCAGCCUCCACUCAGCUGCUUGUAACUUGCUAACAGUUGUUUAAAACAGUGUUACGUUAAAAAGAGUGAUGGUCGGUGCAUCUUUAGUUUUCACAGCACCAUCCAUGUCCAUGUUUUGCACAAGCAGAAGUAUUUCCAAACUGCCCAAAUCUGUUUUUCUUUUGAGCUAGAAAAGAGUAUAUUACGCUUAUUUCAGCCAGCUGACCAAUCUGUGUGCGUGGGCCAGCACUACAGUACACUAUUGGCACACUCCAUACACCUGGACGAAACCAUACACCUGGACCGACACUAUCUCUGAGGUGUCACUAAAAAGAACUUCAAACCAUAAAAAACAGUAUGGAAGAAAGUUUUAGGAGUUUUGAAACAGUACUUUGUAAAACUUGUGUCUUGACACCAAUAACUGGCCCAUGCCUAGAACAGAUCUAUUAACAUUUGUCAAUCUUAGAUGAAAUAUAGGCAAAUUCUCAAUGCAUUCACAAAGUUUCUGAAAAUAUAACAUGGAUAUGUUAUUUUGGGAUGUAAAAAGUUAAUUGAAUUCUUUAAUUUACAUCAGGUUUAACUAACAUUUGGUAAUUAAUUGGCUUAAAUGACAUGUUGACAUAAAUCUAGCUUUGUUAGCUUGUUCGGUUUAAAUCGGUUGUAAUAUAACUAGAAGCACUGCAGUUUUAGAUAUACAUUUCUGGAAUCUAGGUUCAAUUUUGUAAUAUAUCACUGAAUUUGUGGUGAUUUAAACACACAAAAUAAAACUGUCCUUUUCAAAUUUAAUGCAACCAGUGUAAUUCUUUACGCAUUGCUAACUUAGUACCACAGAAAACCUAGGUUUAUAUGUUUACAAGUUCUCUCCUUGUUUUGUUUUGUUUGUUUUUUUUGCCAAAUGUAGCAUUUUUAGCAAAUUGUCCAUUAACUCUGAAUGCAAAAUAUUGAAUCUACUGUCCUAGUAAAGUGAAAUGGUCUCAGUAUAUUAAAAGUCUGAAUGUUUAAACAUCAUGUGCUUAUGUUAUGUUGUAUUUGUGGUGGACUUGAAUAACAGCUACAUACUGAAUGUAUAUGUAGUUUAUACUCUACAUGUGUUUGUUAAGUUAGUUGUGACUUUUGAAUACAUGUUGGCAUGUGAUUCAGUUGUAUGAGUUUCAGAUCAUUGAAAUGAAUAUCAGCUCAUUGAUUGUAAAUGAUACAGUUAAUUUUCUUAACAGGUAUUUAUGGAAGUUUGGACUUAAACACAAUAAAUACGAUUUUUGUUUUCCUAAUGUUUUCUGCAUCAAAUAUUUAGUCAGUCAUUUUUAUGUAUUCUGGCUGCAUUAUUAAAAAAAUAUCCUCCUAAA
Molecule: messenger RNA, 4706 nt
Organism: Girardinichthys multiradiatus
Lineage: Eukaryota; Metazoa; Chordata; Actinopteri; Cyprinodontiformes; Goodeidae
Gene: mapk11
Product: mitogen-activated protein kinase 11
Exons: 12
Coding region: 162-1247 (361 amino acids)
Biological process (GO): intracellular signal transduction; protein phosphorylation
Cellular component (GO): nucleus; cytoplasm
Molecular function (GO): MAP kinase activity; ATP binding
Source: RefSeq, a predicted model, not a curated record